Messenger RNA from Didymodactylos carnosus, 1362 nucleotides. The record is from the annotation of a GenBank genome assembly. NCBI's taxonomy places the organism in Eukaryota, Metazoa, Rotifera, Eurotatoria, Philodinida, Philodinidae.
AUGAGUAAUUCUCUUAUUAUUGUUGUUUUCUUUGUUAAAGAUGAGGAUCAAUCAAAAUUACCAAAAGUAGUUCAUAAAACGAGAAGGGACCAAAGUGAAAUUAGUCCACUCAUUAAGUAUUUGAUGUUUGGAUUCAAUAUUAUAUUCUGGAUACUUGGAUUCUUGAUAGCAGCUAUUGGUGUUUACGCAUGGGUAGAAAAAGAGACAUUUCAAAAUUUUGGCAGAUUGACAAUGGGUGGAGCUUUAUUUUUUGAUCCAGCUUUACUGUUUAUUCUUGUUGGUGUAACAAUGUUUUGUAUUGGUUUUGCCGGUUGUUUGGGUGCUCUGCGAGAAAAUACUUGUUUACUACUGUUUUUCAGUUUUGCUUUGGCAAUUAUAUUUUUUGCUCAAUUAGCAUUUGGUACUCUAAUAUUCAUUUAUCGUGACAAAGUCAAAAAUGAAGCUGAAAAACAGUUAUUAGUUAUGAUAACAAGUUAUCGUGAUGAUCCGGAUCUGCAGAAUAUGAUCGACUGGAUACAACGCGAUUGGCUACACUGUUGCGGUGUGAAUUCUUAUCGUAAUUGGGAAAGUAAUGUCUAUUUUAAUUGUUCAUCAAAAGCUGUAGGUAGUGUCGAAGCGUGCGGUGUGCCAUCAUCCUGUUGCAGACCAGACUAUUUUCAUAAUAAUAAACAAUGUGGUUACGGCACGCUCGAACCAUCAGCGGCUACACAUAUGAUUUAUACAGAAGGUUGCGUCUUACAAGGAUCCCAAUGGUUUGAACGACAUAUUUUACCAGUAGCUAUAUUUGUUGUUGUACUUGCAGUCCUUCAGAUAUUUAAAAGUUUAUACAGUGAGAAAAUGGACUACGUCAAUAAAGCAGCUGAUGCAGCUAAAGCUGGUUUGGGUGUUGCUGGUGAACUAAUACAAAAAGCGGCACAUAGUGUUUCUGAAGUUUUAACUGGAGACACAAACGAGAAAAAAGACGAUGUUGCUCAAGCAGAAGAAAAGAAUCAGAAGUCAACUGAAAAAAAGGAUGGUGAUAGCGAUGAUAAAGGUAGCGAUAAACACGGAGAGGAAAUAAAAUCGAGAAGUAGAGAAUUUAAAGAAACUGAAGAUAAAAAACUUGAAUCAACAACACAUGUACAACAAUCUGGUUAUAAUGAUAAGCCUGUAGCAAUCCCUGUCAAAACAUUAAAGACAAGUUGGCCAGAAUUAGUUGGAAAGUCGAGUGACGAUGCAACUAAAGCACUAAAAGAAAAUGGUACAUUUGAUAUCAAGAUAUAUAAAAAAGGCACAUCGUCAGCCAGUGAUCAUGUAGAGAAUCGUGUGCGCCUCAUUACGGAUGAAAAUGGUAUUGUUGUUGAAGAACCGAAAGUUGGUUGA